Acanthoscelides obtectus is the source of this 2082-nucleotide messenger RNA. The record is from the annotation of a GenBank genome assembly. NCBI's taxonomy places the organism in Eukaryota, Metazoa, Arthropoda, Insecta, Coleoptera, Chrysomelidae.
AUGAAGAAGGAAUACCCUCUAGUUGUGGAAGGAGAUUGGAAGAAGAUCGAAGCUGAGCUUAUGAAGUCUCGAGUAGGACCGAAGAUCAUUGAUCAUUACUUUCUCUACGCUCACAAAGGGAAAAUUAAGAUUUUCAUAUAUCUGGUGUUCCUUGGAUUCAUUUUGAACAAAAGUUCGUUGAUACAGUCUAGUCGACAGUGCAUUUUGGAUAUGCCUUCGGUGGCUUCCAAAGCAUUCAGAGAGCCCGAAAGCUGCGAGUUUUGUGAACACACCAAAGAAGUUGACAAGGUGACAAACAUCUCACCGAAUGAAUUCUUAGAAUUCUAUUCCAAGCCUUUUAGACCAGUUGUAGUGGCAGAUGGAGCUACCAACUGGUCUGCACUGCAGACCUUCAGUUUCAAUUUCUUCAAGGAACUACACCAAAAGGUGCAACUUGACAAAAGCGAAGUGAAGAACUGCCAAUUUUUCCCCUAUAAGACCGAUUUCAAGUACCUAAGCGAAGUGUUCAACAUGAGCGAGUCGCGAGCGAACCUGGAGCCAGGAGAAAAACCGUGGUACGUAGGAUGGAGCAACUGUAACGAAAAUUCUGGAAAAGUAUUGCAACAGUAUUACUCUAAGCCGUACUUCCUUGGGAACAACUCCGAAGACAUUGCGUUGAGUUGGAUAUUCAUGGGUGGACCUGGAUUUGGGGCACAGAUGCACGUAGACAAUGUUCAUUACCCAUCUUGGCAAGCACAGCUCAAGGGCAAGAAGUUAUGGAGACUGGCACCUCCACCAGAAUGCUAUCUGUCCUGUCAUAAAAUGGAAGUAAUUGUAGAGCCUGGGGAAAUUAUUGCUGUGGACACAAAUAAAUGGUACCACCAAACUAUUGUGCUGCCUGGUGAAAUAAGUAUCACCAUUGGCGCAGAAUUUGAUUAAAGAAUAUAUAUAUAUAUAUAUAUACAUACAGGGUGAGUCAUUAAUUUUCAGAUAAUGACUGUAGAAGGAAGAUAAACCAAAAUAUGUGUGUAAAAAUAAAAAAAAAUGAAAAAAAAAAUGUUACCUUGUUUUAUAAAGUAUCCUCCCGACAAGUAUUUCAGUGCGGACCUGUAUUUGACCGUGCGGUCUUGGAGCACCGGCAUAUUCCCUCCCCUGUGAGGUCUUAAGUCACGAGCCCUUUGUACUACAUUAACAAAGGCACGAGGGGUUGAUUGCACUCGAUUGGGAAACCGAUCCGCAUAAAUUCGUGAUGCCGCGGCAGCAUUUUGUAAAGACUCCCCCCCCGUAAAUAAGAAUCAUGUCCACAAGUUCAGCAUUUUCGUAAACAUGUGCCAUUUUUUAUUUCGUUUGAGCCACGCAACAAACACCACUAUUCACUCACGCGUUACCGACUGACACAUUGACUGAAUACAACUGAAUAAAAUUGUAACCGAUAAGGCGGAUUAUAUCCGUUGUCGCCAAACAGGAGCACAUAAAUUAUUAUUGAGACAGGGCGGUACUCAAACUUCUAAAGGGCUAUAACUUUGUUACUUUAAUUUUACCAGAAACAUCUUAAAGGAAAAAAACAUUUCUUUUGAUCAGAUCUACACACUGUUAAAAUAAAUGACUCAACUUCGAAGUCACCCUGUAUAUACUCGUAUAUAUAUAUACAAGUAUUUCAGUGCGGACCUGUAUUUGAUCGUGAGGUCCCCUGUGAGGUCUUAAGUCACCUGAUUCACGAGCCCGUUGUACUACAUUAACAAAGGCACGAGGGGUUGGUUGCACUCGAUUGGGAAACCGAUCCGCAUAAACAUGUGCCAUUUUUUAUUUCGUUUGAGCCACGCAACAGACACCACUAUUCACAAGCGUUACCGACUGACACUGACUGUAUGUAUACAACUGAAUAAAAUAAUUGUAAAAAUAUCGUUCCAAAUUCUUUCGCUUUUUUGUUUCCGAUGCGAUGAACCGAUAAGGCGGAUUAUAUCCGUUGUUGCCAAACACGAGCACAUGAUAUUAUUAUUGAGACAGGGCAGUACUCAAACUUCCAAAGGGCUAUAACUUUGUUACUUUAAUUUUACCAGAAAAAUGGUAAAGGAAAAAACAUUUCUUUUGAUCAGAUCUACU